AUGCUUCUUCGGCAAACCCGCACAAGAAUAGGCGCCCAAUGUCAGCCAAAUUCCCAACUCUCCCUUGCGAAACUUCACAAGCCCAUUGCUGUCCGCUUCGCAUCGCUCUUUGGGGUGAAUGAUAUAGGAGUAUCGUCUGGGACCCUUGUUUUUGACCUUGGAAUCGUGAAAACGUUUCUGCUGACCAUCUCAUCCCGCAUCUAUGAUUACUCCAUACUGGAGGCUUCGAUUCCUGCAUUUUUUUUGCAAGGCGGUUCGGGUAAAGAGAUGGCGACACUACGCAUUGCUCUGCGUCAUUCUUCGCCUAAUCCUGAAGAACUUCCACUGUCCAUGAUUCUCUCGACGAUUCACUUGCGCUUUGAGACAGAUCGCUAUAUCGAGUACAAGAAUACGGAGGAAAUGAAUUGA
Molecule: messenger RNA, 408 nt
Organism: Cantharellus anzutake
Lineage: Eukaryota; Fungi; Basidiomycota; Agaricomycetes; Cantharellales; Hydnaceae
Exons: 2
Coding region: 1-408 (135 amino acids)
Source: RefSeq, a predicted model, not a curated record